Messenger RNA from Nematostella vectensis (starlet sea anemone), 3419 nucleotides. Its product is annotated as glutamate receptor 2. The coding region runs from base 155 to 2896 and encodes 913 amino acids. Gene Ontology annotation, molecular function: glutamate-gated receptor activity; transmitter-gated monoatomic ion channel activity involved in regulation of postsynaptic membrane potential. Lineage: Eukaryota; Metazoa; Cnidaria; Anthozoa; Actiniaria; Edwardsiidae. The transcript is spliced from 18 exons. The record is from RefSeq and is a predicted model, not a curated record. Gene Ontology annotation, cellular component: plasma membrane; postsynaptic membrane. Gene Ontology annotation, biological process: modulation of chemical synaptic transmission; synaptic transmission, glutamatergic; monoatomic ion transport.
CGUUUCUCGAUGUCUACAACAACUUUGCCUAUCCCGGAAAGGUGUAGCCUCAAAAUAAUUUAACCGAAGAAUACAAGAGUGUUGGAAUUAGAAAUUCCUUUGAUAACAUUUCCAACUGAUUUAGCGUUAUAGCGGCUUUGUCAUAUGUUCUGAAAUGGUUUGUGCGUCUUUGAUCUUCCUUCUCGUGCUGUGUGGUGAUGGCGUGGCAGGAACAUUCUCCAUCCCAAGUCACAUUUAUCUGGCUCAUCUGUUACCAUCGGUAUCGUCGCAAGAGAUCCUCGCCUUCCAAUUCGCUAUAAGUCACGUGAACGCAGACCCUCAGCUGCUCCCCAACACGACGCUGUCCAUUGUGACUACGGACUUCAGUGAAGAAGACCCAAUCACUUACGCCACGGAAGCCGCUGACCGCAACAUCAGCGCCCUCAUCGUUAGUGAUGACGUCAAAAUUUCCCAUGAGUCACUAGGCGCUGUACUGGCCACUCCCUUGGUAACCACGCGCCCACUGCAUGCGGUUCCAGCCAAUCAGAUGUCCGUGUUGUUUGGUAUUUCCUCUGGGCUAAGUCCUACUGAGAUUGGCUCUGCAAUUGUUGCCAUCAUCCAGAAGUACGACUGGAAGUCACUCAUUGUUCUCUAUGAUGUUCCUUGGCGUGGUCACGUGUCCGUCUUUCUGGCGAUGAUACCAAGCACCAUACAUUAUCAGACAUCAAGCGUCCGGUUCGGUAAGGACGGUACUCCGGACACUGCGUCGAGGAACCAGCUUGGUCGUCUUAGCCACGACACCGUGGAGGCGAUCGUCUUGUUCUGCCACACGAAGCAGGCGAAGAUUAUUAUUGAUAUUGUGCACGACCCAAGAACGCAUCGACGUUACCCAACCCACUAUUGGGUGCUGGCUGAUUCGAUUAGUUCUCCCUCGGUGCAUAUGACAACCGAGCACUCUCAAGUCGUCAUAGGCCUGGGACCAAGAAUCGCGAACAACACAUAUGGGGACAAACUUAGCACAGCGCUCUCGACCAAUAGAGAUGGAAUCAAGUUCUCCUCGUUUCUUGUGUACGACGCUGUUCUGGUGCUUGCGCAUGCGCUGCAUGGUAUUCUGGUUGCCAAUAAAUGGGACGUGACUACGAGCAGCGCGAACCUCGUCACGUCACGCAACGGUGUCACGCUACUCGAAUACAUGAAGCAGGUUUCGAUAACAGGGACAACCGGAUUACUUCAGUUCGAUUCUGGCGGAAACCGGCGAAAUGCUAAAAUUGAUGUUUAUAAUCUUAGAAGCGACGUCUUCACCAAGAUUGGUGAGUGGAGCUCUGCCUCUGGUUUAUCUACCACUUCGGCGCCGAUCAAGAACAGUUUGAAUAAAACCAUCGUCGUACCACUCAGCGAACUAAAAAGAAAGAUCAGAGUGCCUAUACUGACAGGGAUUCCUCCAUUCAUCAUCUCCGAGAAAGACCCAACCACAGGUGCCGUAAAGUAUACAGGACACAGCAUAGAUCUGCUGGACAUUCUAGCGGGGAUGAAUGGAUUUCAGUACGAGAUUUACGAGUCCGCAGAGCUGGGCGGAGUGAAGGAGGACGGCACUUACUACGGGCUCUUUGGCGAUAUUCAGAGCGAGAAAGCGGACCUGACCACGUUACCGCUGACCAUAAACUCGGCGCGCCUGCAGUAUCUGGAUUUUAGCGAGCCCUUCAUGCACGUGUCUAUGGACCUUGUCACACGCAAACCAGAGGAAAAACAGAUCGACAUCACUGGCUUUAUGACCCCCUAUACUAUUCCUGUGUGGCUAAUGACUAUGGCUUGCUGGAUAUUCGUGACCGGCUGCCUCUCAUUGGUCAAUUACUACAGUCCUUACGGCCAUCGUCUCCGUGACACAGAAGGGGACGGUGAUGAAUUCAGCUUCUUCAACAGCUUGUGGUUUUGCCUCGCUUCCAUGCUACAGCAAGGCGGUGACGCGACUCCCAAGAUGCUCUCUGGUCGUAUCGUGACGGGCACCCUGUGGUUUGUCAUCCUCGUGUGGGUCUCUACUUACACCGCAAACUUGGCCGCCUUUUUGACCACCUCGUCCUCAGACAGCGCCAUUAACAACCUGGAAGAUGUCCUCGACAAAGAGUAUAACCUCUACAUCACCAAGGACACUGCUCUGUACCACUUCUUUCGCCAGUCGGACUACAGAAUCUAUCGGCUUCUGUUCGAGAGGAUGGUGGCGGGUGAUACAUUUCUCAACUUCUCUGUCAAGGGGGAGGAUCUGGUCCGCAAGAUGGACAAGACGGUGUUCUUGGAUGAGGAUCCAUUUACUGAUUACUCAGUCAAGCAGGAGCCUUGUGAUCUGAUGACAGUGAAAGGGCUGAUGGGCUCUAGUAGUUAUGGCAUCGUGAUGCCAAAGCAGUCCCCGUAUCUACUGAACAUCUCGCGCUCAAUACUCAAGCUCCAGGAGAAUGGCAAGCUAGAGGACCUAAGACGAAAGUGGUGGGUCGAGAGAACCAAGUGUCCCGAGUACCGUAAACUCACUUCUGAUGAAAUCAUCGAGAACAUGCGGAUUCAGAUCGGUAGCAUGGUUGGGGUGUACGUGGUCCUCGCCAUGGGCGGCAUAGCUGGAGUGGUCGUCUUGCUUAUCGAGCUUGAGUGGAAGAAGCGUCGAGACCGCCUGAAGGCCAAGGUCCAGCAAGGGUGGAAAACCAUGCGUGCUACCAAAACUGUCAUGGCAUUGCAAAAAAAAUCAAAAGAUGAUGGUGAUGGUGAAGAUGUGAAAAAGAAGGCUGCAAUUCAAGCGUUCGGGAUGCCGCUGAACACGCCAUCAAAGAAGUGGGGUGCCAAAAAUUCGGACACACCGGACGGGGGUCGACAGUCCAGGCAACGGAAAGGAUCCGAGAAGGCAAUUAUAAUGGAUAUGGAGACAAGUGCGUAAAAGCAAUUUGAUGGCCUUAAAAACCAGGUGUCUCUUACUGCCUGAUUAUCUAGUUGAGUAAAAUUUCUAGUGGCUUUUUGCAAUUUUAGACUAUCGUGCACCUAUUAUUUUUUUUAAAAGGGCUGAAAAUUUCCAUUAACUGGCCUGCGCCAGCGAUCCUACCAAAGUGAACCGGAAGCUGGUGAUAUUAAACGUAACAAUUUUCUCGAAGAUUUUCGUAGAUUAAGCCAAAAUAACAUGAAAGCUUGGACUAAUAGUCACUUACCGAGCUAUAGAGGUUUUAACCCCUUUUUCAUGAAAAAAAAACAUCGCGAUGUAUUUUUCAUGAAGGGAUGAUAAAAUGCGAUGUAAACAUAAUAACUGCCACGCUUUGUUAUAUCAAUACAAUUACAGUAAACACAUACGCUACUAUGCGUGUUUUUUUUAUGAAAAAGGGGUUAAAACCUAACACGAUCGAAUUAGAAUUGUUUAACGGUAAAAAGCACCAUUUUGAAAUAUAAAAUAAAGUUAAAAUAAAAUGUAA